GCCGGCCAAUCGGCGUUGAGCGUCUCUGCGGGCGAGCGGAAGGAACGGCCGUUCGGAGGAGCCGCCGCGGAGGGAGGGGAGGCAGCGAGGGAGAACAGCGGGCAUGAGCCAGAACGGAGGGGGGAACCCUUUCGAGGGAGAAGCGGGGAAUCCCUUCCAGGAUCCGGGCAUAAUUCAACACCGGCCAAAUACAGAUUAUGCUACCCUGGAUGUAUAUAAUCCUUUUGAUAGUUCGGGGCUUCCCCCGCCAUACCAGCCCCCGGCCUCGGCUCCCACAAUCCCUUCCGUGCCCGUAGCUCCUGUCUCGGAGGUGCCUAAGAGAAACAACAAUGCAGAACCCAGAAAUUACGGCUCGUACGGGACGCAGGAUGCGGCUACCGCCGCGAAGGCCGACCUCUUAAAACGCCAGGAAGAGCUGAAUCGGAAAGCCGAAGAACUGGACCGGAGGGAGCGAGAGCUGCAGAACGCGGCCUUGAGCAGCGGGGCGGCCAAGCCGAACAACUGGCCCCCGCUGCCUUCCGUCUGUCCCGUGAAGCCCUGUUUCUAUCAGGAUAUUUCUGUCGAGAUUCCUGUGGAAUUCCAAAAAACGGUCACCAUCAUGUACUACCUCUGGAUGGCCAGCACUAUAGCUCUUUUCAUCAACUUCCUGGCCUCCCUGAUCUGGUUCUGCGUGGAUUCCACAGGCGCUUCCGGAUUCGGCCUCUCAAUCCUCUGGGCUUUGAUUUUCACGCCUUGCUCCUUCGUCUGCUGGUAUCGACCCAUGUACAAAGCUUUCCGGAGUGACAGCUCUUUCAACUUCUUCGUCUUCUUCUUCAUCUUCUUCGCCCAAAACGUGAUGUACGUCCUGCAGGCCGUUGGAAUUCCCGGUUGGGGCUUUAGCGGUUGGAUUAUCAGCUUCGUCGCCCUGAAAGGCCACCCGGGGGUGGGCAUUUUCAUGAUCCUUGUCGCCGUGUUGUUCUCCGUCGUAGCCGGGCUGGGCAUCAUCAUGUUGAAACGGAUCCACUCCCUUUACCGCCGCACCGGCGCUAGCUUCCAAAAAGCCCAGGCUGAAUUCGCCGCCGGCGUUUUGUCCAACCAGACGGUCCGCACGGCGGCGGCCAACGCCGCAGCUGGGGCAGCCUCCAACUCGUUCCAGGCCCCCUAAAGGAACUGCGACCUGCGAGUUGUCAUCAGUCGGCCGAUUUCGCCGGGACUCCUUCACCGAAACGAACCGUCCUUCAAGUGCACGGCCUUGCCCUCCUGGCCUUGAAUUUCCUCCUUUUCCCCACUUUUGUGCUGAUUUUCAGAAGCUUCCGCUCUGCGAUCUCGGCAGGGAAACCCGCGACGGAUCCAUCCCGCUCCGGCUGCACUGACUUAAAAGUUCACCGAUCCCUGAACACGGCUUUAAUCUUCUCUUCUUCCACCCGAAAUUGACAAGAGGGAUACCUAGCGGCUAUUUCUCUCUGCUUGUGACUUCUCCACAUUUACCCAAACCGGGAGGAACGGGGGUCUUUCCUUCCUGCUCGUGCGCCCCCCUCCCUCAAAAUAUUUGGCUUUUCUCUUUUUCGCCUUCGAUCCUGCGCUCCCUCCCGGUCGGAGCUGAUUUUUCCCGAAAUUAAUUUUAAGUUUCCUUUCAGCCCCGAUUUGCUGCAAAUUUGCUAAGCCGAGCAUGUCCCCGUUCAUUCGUACGUUUCUCCUUUUUAAGACAGUUUUUCUCACCCUUAGCAUCUUUAAGAAAUGUGGGCUUCAACUCCCAGAAUUCCCUCUGUUUGGCUGACUGGGGAAUUCUGGGAGUUGAAGUCCACAUCGUCUUAAAACUCCCAUCCUUGAGAAACACCGCUGAAGUUAAAUCGAUCAGUAGAAUUCUGCUAGAUGUUGAGUCGAAAUCAAGAGGGGCUUUUCGAGUUUCUAUUACACUACCCUAACCUUGAGUUUUCCAAACUUGGCAACUUUUAAGACAUACGGACUUCAACUCCCAGAAUUCUCCCUGGCUGGCUGGGGAAUUCUGGGAGUCGAAGUCCAACCUCCUUAAAGUUGCUAAAGAUUGAAAAACUCGGUUUUAAAAGUUUUUUUUUCCCCCUCUCUUAUUUUGAUCGCUUCUGCCAGUGCCGGCCACUGGGAGAUAAGUUCCUUUUUUUUUUUUUUUUGUCGUUUUAUUAGCAACGGGGAUUAUUUUAUUUGGCUCAAAAGCCAGCUCUGGCCUCUACGAUCGCUUUUCGGCCCCUAUGGUGCCUUCUUUUAUAUUAUUAUUUAUCCUUUUUUUCCCCCCUUCGAAGUUCUCGCACAGCCCAGUCGGCGUAAAACGGCUGUUUUUGCGCGGAUGAAUAAAUUCUCCGGUCGCCCCGAAAUUUGAGAAUUGGGAUAUCAAAUUACUACUCUCUGACUGGUCCCCUUUUCUGUUUUCGGAGCCCCAUUUGAAGGGAGGUGAGAAGGGAGGACUGAUUGAGGCACCCCUGUUUUAAUGUUUUGGGGUCCCUUUGGUGUUUGCAAUUUGGGAACUGUCUCCCCAAAUUCGACUUCUCCGCAGUGUCUUCUUUUGCUGUGUCUGUGAAUGACUCGACUUUUCGACAUCCUGUUCAUUGGACUUGCUUGGUCCCCAAACCUAUCUGGUGGGCCCCCCCCUCUCGUCUCCCCCCUUUGUCGGUAACUGAAAUUUCAGACCACGCCCCCCACCCCAAGGUUUCCCCCGUGUCUUUCCCUCUUCUUUGAUCUCUGUCUCCUAAGGGUUUGUGGGGCAGCCCCACCGUUCUUCGUGCGUCUGUAAAUGUGCAAAUAACAAUAUUCUUUUCCCUUGGGCACCUUCCCCAUUUGUUGUUGUUGUUAUUAUUAUUAUUAUUUUUUGCUGUGCCAAGCGCAAGACGGAGUAUGGAACUUUAUUUAAAGAAUAAAACUACGUUUUAUCUCA
This is a messenger RNA of Pantherophis guttatus, 2884 nucleotides long. It is a transcript of the gene SCAMP3, whose product is annotated as secretory carrier membrane protein 3. Gene Ontology annotation, biological process: protein transport. Gene Ontology annotation, cellular component: trans-Golgi network membrane; recycling endosome membrane. NCBI's taxonomy places the organism in Eukaryota, Metazoa, Chordata, Lepidosauria, Squamata, Colubridae. The record is from RefSeq and is a predicted model, not a curated record.